Molecule: messenger RNA, 4705 nt
Organism: Lethenteron reissneri (Far Eastern brook lamprey)
Lineage: Eukaryota; Metazoa; Chordata; Hyperoartia; Petromyzontiformes; Petromyzontidae
Molecular function (GO): protein binding
Source: RefSeq, a predicted model, not a curated record
CCCGGAAGGCUGUAUGGCCGAUGGGAUGUGUAAAAACAUAUAUUUUUUAAAUCCUAUGGAGAAACAUCUACGGAAAGGAGACCUAUUGUCCUGCUUAUUUAUGGAGUCUUAUUUCUACAUCUUAUUUGCAUUGCGUCUUGUUCCAAGGCGAUUUACCAUAAUUCUAGGUGUGCGUACGAUAAUGGUGGUUGAAUUAAAGAGUGGGGUUCUUGUUGAGGGUGUUGGUGUAGUUAUGGUGACUUGGGAUGACAGAUGGGAGUGGUGGAGUUGAGGGGUUGGGGUAGUGAAGGAUGUUCAAGCACACCAAUAUGGGUUAGAUCGCGUAAUGCAAUCUAACCCAAAACACCUCUAUUAUCUGGAACAUUUUCAUUGAGUUAAAGGCCAAAGUCCACUGAGCCGAGCCGCACCCUCCACGUCUUCAGUCAGGGGGAGAACCCCGACGCGAGCCUCAAGGGGAGUCCAUCGCCUCUCGCUCACAUCCACACAUCCGUGUGGACAACUCCUGGGCCAUGUCUCCAUUUCGCCUGCUCACCACACUCCUAACCUUCACACUCAUGCUGAUGGCUCCACUCUCUGCAGAGGGCAAUCAAGGUGGCUGUCCCCCAGGAAGGUACAGAACCGAGACUAACUUCUGCUGCAAGCUGUGCCCCUCAGGAACGUCUAAGGACGAAGAUUGCAGAUCUGAUGGAGAGUUUCCGGUCUGCAUGUCAUGUGCCAAUGGAGACUCAUUCACAGCCUCGGCAAACAACCUGAGCAGCUGUAACGCAUGCAAAGUCUGCGAAGAGCAAAAUGAGAUUUUAGAGCAUCCUUGCACCACCAUUCACGACACGGUGUGCACGUGCCCAGAGGGACUACAAAGAGCAAGCCAGUCCCUGCUUUGUGAGGAAAUCAAAGGCUCAAGGGGUUGGAUUGUGGCUCUCGUCAUCGUCAUGAUCGCUACUCUGUGUGGAUUUGCCGGCCUCGUAUAUUGGAUAAAGAGAUCUAAAAUGCGUCCACAUGCAGCAGGGGCCACCGAUGUGGAGCUGCAACCGCUACAAGAGGAGAACCACCCCGAGCCACCCACAGAGGAACCACAGGUGGAGGUUGUCGUUGUGAGAAACGCCGUGGAGAUGAUCCAAGAGAAGAUGGCCUCGAGUGGAGGUGCCGUGUGGACGUGGCUGAGUGACCGCCGCUCAGAGCUGCUGGAAUGUGGAGGCGGUGGGGUCGGGCCCCACCUCUUGCUCGACCUCUUCCUGCGGGAGCUCAUCGACGAGGCCGAGUCCUGGAAGGCACGCGGCCUCCCUGAUGCGUCGCGACGGGCACACUACGUCAUCGCCCUCGUGGUAGACAGAGGAGAGGAGGCCUGCGGGAAGUUCAGGGACAUUUACGAGGACUUCAGUAGCAGGAAGAGAACAUUUCUAGACAUGCAGAGUCAGGCUGACAUCUGCUCACCAACAUUCGACCCGAACACAGCAAACGAGAUGCUCCUCCUGUCCACGGACCUCAAGACGGUGACGAGAGCAACUCAUGCUCAUCCGUACCCAAAGCACGGGGAUAGGUUUGUGAGUCACCCCCAGGUGCUGUGCUCGGAUAAAUUUCUCUCCAGCCUCCACUACUGGGAGCUGCACGUGGGCUGUGCAGAGCAAUACAUGGUAGGUGUCGUUGGUGGGAAGGAUUUUUUCAAAACCCAAGAGAGUGUAAAAGAUCUGGGACACAGCGCUGCGUCCUGGUGCGUGUGGAGACGCGACGCUGAGCUCGUGGCUGCUCACGAUGGAGAAGUCACCGUGCUGAACCCGCCAGUGCCUCCCCAGCGAAUCGGGCUUCACCUGGACUGUGACAAUCUGAAGCUCAUGUUUGUUUGUGCCGAGACCAUGACGCCUCUGCACACUUUUACACUGAAGUGGGUACGCCGUUUAGAAUUAACAUACAAGCUUCCUUUUUAUCCUGCCAUGUGGCUGCACAGCGGAUCGAUCACCAUAGCCCAACCCCUCACUCGUGAGAAAAGUCCAAAACCUCUAUCUGGAUCUAAGGCAGAGCGCUAUCAGAUGGCACCGCUGCUGUCUAGGAGACCCUAUCUCUUCCUGCAUGAGAUGUUGAUGCAGGGCCACAUCAAGGAGCACGUCUACUGGACGGCGUACACGCACAAAAAAGACCCCUACAAGUGCCAAGAUUUCAUAGAGAGUGAAGUUAAAAACGAACAUAAGGCUGAGGAGCUCAAUAUGAUGGUGAAAGCCUUUAAAGAGAAUGAAACGGGCUUUCUCUCCAUGCUACAAUCGUCAGAAAGGUGCUCUCCCACCGUGAACCCCAAUUCCGUGAACUCCGACCUCCGCCUCUCCGUCGACCUCAGGACAGUGACUCUGUCCUCCGAGCGCCACUCUUACCCCCACCACCCCGAGCGCUUUGAGAACUCUGCUCAGGCGCUGUGCCGCGAGGGCUUCUCCAGCGGCGCGCACUACUGGGAGGUGGACGUGGGCGGCGCGGAGCAGUUCAGAGUGGGCGUCGCGUGCGCCACUCUGCCGCGCGGAGGGAGCGCGGAGGCGCAGCUCCUGGGCGCGGGCGCGGACUCCUGGUGCCUGUGGAGACGCGAGGGCGGCUACGCGGCGAGCCACUGCGGCUGCCACACCGCACUGGCGGCCGUGCGCCCUCCUCCCAGGAAGAUCGGCGUUCACCUGUGUUGGGAAAAGGGGCUCCUCUCGUUCUACUGCGCCGACACCAGGAGGCGGCUGCACUCAUUCAAUGCCACCGCCUUCCCAAGCCAUCUCUACCCCGCCCUGUGCGUGCACAAGGGGACGGUCACCAUACUUCGCCUGAGUCUACGGGUUGAGGAGGAUGAAGGAGUGACUGGUGAGGUGGGGAAGAGUAAUGAUGAGGAGAGAGCAGAAGAGAAUGGUCGUCAAAGUAAGGCUGGAGUAGCGAGUGAUGUGGGAGAGGGUGGAGGAGUGAAGAGUGAGGUGGGGGAUAGUGGGGCAGGGAAGAGCGAGGGGUGGGAGAGCGCGAGAGUGAACCCUGACCCCGAGGCGCAGGAUGGAGGAGCAGUGGUAAAUGCUGCAGGGGAGAGCGGCGAUGCGACAAAGGAAGAUGUGGAGACUUUUACAGACAACGUGAAAAGUAAAGUUAUAAAGAAGAACCUUGUUGGAAAAUUAUUGAGUAAGGCAGGAAUAAAGAGUGAUGAGCAUAGCACUAAGGCAAUGAAGAGUGAUGUUGGAGAGGAUGAGAGAGUGAAGGAGAGUGAAGGAGAGAAGAGCGAUGUGAGUAGGAGCGGAGUCGUAGAGAUCGAAGUGGAGGGUGGAGGAGCAGUAGAAAGCACUGAUAGGGAGAGUGGCGAUGCGAAGAAGGGAGCGGCGGCGACUUUAAAAGACAACGUGAAAAGUAAAGAUAAGAAGAACCUUGUUGGGAAAGUUUUAAGCAAGGCAGGAAUAAAGAGCUAUGUGCGUAGUGGUGAGGCAGUGGAGGCUGAGGUGGCGCAGGGUGCGAGAGUGAAGGAACGUGGAGGACAGAAGAGCGGAGGAGAGAAGAGUACCGUGGUGAAGAGUGAAGAAGGGAAAGUCGACGGGUGCAAGAGUGAAGGAGAGACGAGCGAUGUGAGUAAGAGUGGAGUUGUAAAGAACGAGGUGGGGGCUGGAGGAGCAUUAGAAUUCACCGCUGGGGAGAGUGGGGACACGGUGAAGGGAGCUGAGGGUUCUGUAAAGCACAUCAUGAAGGAAUAACGCAGAACUUUGGGAAAGUUUUGAGUAAAGCAGCAAUAAAAAGCGGUGUGCGAAGCAGUGAGGGAGUGGAAAGUGAGGUGGGGCAGGAUGAGAGAGUAAAGGAGAGUGUUGUGAAGGAGAGUGAAGCAUCAUCGACCGAGUUGAGGGUGGAUGAAUGGGGGUAAAUGGUGCUAGGGAAGUGAAGGAAACUGCGAGGAGUGGAGGGAAUAAUUAAGAGAAUGAAUGGAGAGUGCAGACAAUUAUGGGGGCAGUUUAUUGGUACUUGACAGGAGCUUCGAGUGAGGUGGGAGAGGUUGAAGUAAAGGAGAGCGAUGCUGGGAAUGGUGCAGGAGAGAAGAAGAGUGGGGAGGAGGUGGUGGAGGAGGGGAGAGGGAAGAGCGUGGGAGUGGAGGGACACAAAACGCCGACUGUGCAGGCGUUGAGAAUUCAGAUGAAGACUUCGCCCCGUGAUGAAUCCAGAUUCUCAAGUGCAGAGAAUUGAUGGCUCCACGCAGCGUAGCACCACGUUAUCUUUGUUUUUGACGUAACUCAUCGUAUUCAUAAUAAAGGGUUUUGUGUUACAUCGCGUGAAUAUAAAUGUGUCGUUAACCCACCACCACCUGACAGCAAAUUCGUAAGGUUUGUUACAUCAACAAAACGUGCCAAUCAGCUAUUAUAAGAAUUGGUUUUCCCCUUUUUUCUGCCAACAAAAUUAAAAAAUUUAUACUAAGAAUCAUGUCUCCAUUAACCACAAUGCUUGUGGUCAAGUACCCCCCCCCCCCACCCCCCACGUGGUCUUUCUGUCCCCCUCCACAGAAACCAUGGACGCGUUGUGUCGGAGGUUGUGCGAAUACCACAAUUUAGAAACAUUUUUAAAAGUCACAGCAACGCUAGCAAAUUUCCUGAUGUGGGGUUUUAGUGGUAUAGGCGGUAGAGCAGUGACGAUUCGGGUUCAUAGUACGGAGAUGAUUUUCACGUCGAUGAUUAUCAAGUUAAUUUUCACUGUGUGUCUCGGCCUCGCUGUGCACUGCGUUGCACCG